This is a messenger RNA of Myripristis murdjan (pinecone soldierfish), 4047 nucleotides long. It is a transcript of the gene uso1, whose product is annotated as USO1 vesicle transport factor. The record is from RefSeq and is a predicted model, not a curated record. The transcript has 27 exons. Gene Ontology annotation, biological process: endoplasmic reticulum to Golgi vesicle-mediated transport; vesicle fusion with Golgi apparatus; intracellular protein transport. Gene Ontology annotation, cellular component: endoplasmic reticulum; cytoplasm; Golgi membrane. Gene Ontology annotation, molecular function: protein binding. The coding region runs from base 199 to 3135 and encodes 978 amino acids. NCBI's taxonomy places the organism in Eukaryota, Metazoa, Chordata, Actinopteri, Holocentriformes, Holocentridae.
CACGUCUGCGCGCAUGCGCAAUGCCAUCACACUUGUGAAGUUCCGGGGUCGGUGUAGGAGCUUGUAUACAGUGUAAAAAAAUCAACAUUGCGUACCUUUUUUCACUCUUCACAUUAAUCACAAAACAACAAGGGACUUUGAAGGUUUCUUUAAGACAACAGACACUCUGAUUAGCGCAUCGAUAGGACGUCUGUAAGGAUGAACUUCUUCAGAGGAGUGAUGGGUGGGCAGCCAGCCGGGCCACAGCCGUCCGGAGCCGAGACGAUCCAGAAGCUCUGUGACCGUGUGGCCUCCUCCACACUCCUGGAGGACCGCAGAGAUGCUGUCCGUGCUCUCAAGUCCCUCUCCAAGAAAUAUCGCAUGGAAGUUGGUACACAGGCGAUGGAUCAUUUGGUUCACAUAUUGCAGACUGACAGGUCUGACUCUGAAAUUCUUGGCUAUGCUUUGGACACACUGUUUAAUAUCAUCUGCAAUGACGAGGAGGAAGAGCAAGAUGAAUCAGAAGACGCAGUAACCCCUAUCCCUGUUGCAGGGAAGCAUAAGACUGUUUGCACACCUGAUGAGAAUGCACAGAAGCAAGCCGAUGACCUGGGCACCCAAUUUACAGACAAGUUCAUCCAGGACUCUGAAAAUGUGACAUUGCUGCUCACUCUGUUGGAGGAGUUUGACUUCCAUGUGCGGUGGCCUGGUGUGAAGUUGUUGACUGCUCUCCUGAAGAACCAGUGUGCCCAGGUCCAGGGGAUCAUUUUAGUCAGUCCUAUGGGUGUUUCCAGGCUCAUGGACUUAUUGGCAGAUUCUAGAGAAGUAAUUCGCAAUGAUGGUUUGCUGUUGCUUCAGCAGCUGACCAAAGGCAAUGCUGCCAUUCAGAAAAUUGUUGCAUUUGAGAAUGCAUUUGAGCGUCUCCUAGAUAUCAUCACAGAAGAGGGAAGCAGUGAUGGAGGUAUUGUGGUGGAGGACUGCCUACUGCUGCUGCUCAACCUGCUGAAGAACAACAGCUCCAACCAGAACUUCUUCAAGGAGGGCUCCUACGUCCAGAGAAUGAAGCCCUGGUUUGAAGUUGGUGAUGAUAACUCUGGCUGGUCUGCACAGAAGGUCACCAACCUCCACCUCAUGUUGCAGUUGGUGCGAGUCAUGGUGUCUCCAGUGAACUCUCCUGGAGCCACUGCCAGCUGUCAGAAGUCCAUGUACCAGUGUGGCUUGCUGCAGCAGCUGUGCACCAUCCUCAUGGCCACUGGUGUGCCUGCUGACAUCCUCACUGAGACUAUCAACACUGUAUCAGAGGUUAUCCGAGGAUCGCAAGUCAAUCAGGACUACUUUGCUUCUGUCAAUGCUCCUUCAAAUCCACCAAGACCAGCCAUAGUGGUGCUGCUCAUGUCCAUGGUCAAUGAGAGACAACCAUUUGUGCUUCGCUGUGCAGUUCUCUACUGUUUCCAGUGUUUCCUCUACAAGAAUCAGAAAGGCCAGGGGGAGAUUGUGGCCACACUGCUGCCCUCCACCAUCGAUGCUAACUCCAUCUCUGCGGGUCAGCUGCUGUGUGGGGGCCUGUUCUCGGCAGACUCCCUGUCCAACUGGUGUGCCGCUGUGGCCUUGGCGCACGCCCUGCAGGACAACCUCACCCAGAAGGAGCAGCUGUUGAGGGUGCAGCUCGCCACCAGCCUGGGCAAGCCUCCCGUCUCCCUGCUGCAGCAGUGCACCAACAUCCUCUCACAGGGUGAUAAGAUCAACAGGCGGGGCAGUAAAGUGCAGACCAGGGUGGGUCUCCUGAUGCUGCUAUGCACAUGGAUCAGCAACUGUCCCAUUGCUGUCACACACUUUCUACACAAUCAGGAGAAUGUACCAUUCCUGACAGGUCAGAUCUCAGAGAACCUGGGUGAAGAUGAACGGCUAGUGCAGGGCCUGUGUGCGCUGCUCCUCGGCAUCUGCAUCUACUACAAUGACAACUCACUGGAGAACUACACCAAAGAGAAACUCAAGCAGCUGAUUGAGAAACGCAUUGGGAAGGAGAACUUUGUGGAGAAGCUGGGCUUUAUCACCAAACACGAGCUGUACUCGCGUGCCGCCCAGAAACCGCAGCCUGUCUUCCCCUCUCCAGAGCAAAUGCUUUUUGACCAUGAGUUCACCAAGCUGGUCAAAGAACUGGAAGGUGUGAUAACUAAAGCAGUCCACAAAUCCAGUGAGGAGGAGAAGAAGGAGGAGGAGGUGAAGAAGACUUUGGAGCAGCACGACAGCAUUGUGACUCAGUACAAAGAGCUGAUCCGAGAACAGGACGCUCAGAUCCAGGAGCUGAAAGAGCAGGUAGCGUCCAUGACGUCUCAGAACGAACAGUUGCAGACCAGUAUCACCCAGCAGCUGUCCCAGAUCCAGCAGCACAAAGACCAGUACAACAUCCUCAAGCUGAAAUUAGGUAAGGAUAGCCAGAGUCAAGCUAACAGCCAAGGUGACUCCUCCCAAGUCAACGGCCUUCAGACAGAGGAGAUCACACAGCUUCGAGACGAGGUGGAGGAGCUCCGCAAGCAAAACGCACUCCUCCAGACACAGCUCAGUGACAAAGACACACUCGUCAACACACUGAGAUCAGAGGCAGCACAGACAGCAGAGGGUUCAGCAGGAGGGCCAGACAACACAGAACUACUCAAGGAGCUGGAGGCACUGAGGAGUCAGGUGCAGUCCCAGAUGACAGAGAUCCACACGCUGCAGACAGAGAGACAAGAGCUGCUCAAGAGAGCUGAGGCUGGGCCCCUGGAUUCAGUUCCCAGCAGCGAGAGCUCGACAGACACAGCCCCGACAGCAGAGCUAGAAAGCAGGCUUGCAGCACAGACUUCUGAAACAGAGAGACUCAAGGAGGAGGUCAGGAGCCUUUCGGAGAGCCGGGCGGGGCUAGAGCAGCAGCUGGCCUCAGCCACCAGCACGGUGGCCAUCCUGCAGACAGAGAAGGGAAAGCUGCAGACGGAGGUGCAAGAGUCAAAGAAGGAGCAGGACGACCUGCUGAUGCUGCUGGCAGACCAGGACCAGAAGAUCCACAGCCUGAAACAGAGACUGAAGGACCUGGGAGAGACGGUUGAAGAUGAAGACGACCUCGAUGCCAGGGACCAAACAGAUGAUGACGAGGAGGAGGAUGAAGACAACGAGGAUUAGAUCAGAACACUGAAGGGGCAGAGAUGGAAAUAUGGCUGACAAAAGGCAAAAAGACAUUGUUAGGCGGACCUUGUCCUGACACACUAGAGAAACUGAAGGAUAGGACUAAUAUUGAAGACGUUUCUCUUGCCAGCUGCCAUGCUAUCUUUAUUUUUCUUUGCACCCCCAUCCCCCACCCCCAUCCACAUCACAUGUACAUUUUAAUUGUUUGUACAUUUUAUUCCAAUAUGGGUGUUAUUCCAAGCAUUCAAUUUUCAGUGACAACUAAAAGAAAUGACAGUGCAUUCAUCUCUGCUACUUUUGCCACCAGCCUAGAAGACGCUCAUGGAUUUUAUCAUCCUUGUUAACUGUAGUGUUGUUGUCAUAUAGUUAGCGAUUCAAUAAGGUUACUUUAAUUUUAACACAUUAUGUAGCCAUCUUCAAAAGCAGUCAGAAAAUUAAGAGAGAGAGGACUUAAAAUGUAGCAAAUUAAUUUGGGUCCCAAAACCCCCCAAAGCAGAUUUGAUAUUGUAUUGGAAAGCCCAUCAAGCCAGCCUUUUCCCAUAAUGCUCUGCUGCGCUUAGCAAACAUAUGGUGACCCUCGAUCCUCUCAUGCACACCCGGGUUUCAAAAUGUCACUUUGGCCACAAUUCAGUGCCCCGAAUUUGCAAAAAUCUCCCUUGACACCCAGUCAGUUUGAACAAGUUCAGUGUGUUUCAGUAUUUCAACACUCAAAGUUGUUUCAUUUCACUUCAAUGUCACAACAUACUGCUCUACAAUAUGCUGCAAAACACUGACAGAAAAGAUGUAAAAACAAAAAAAGCUAUUUUUGCAACUUUUUGUCCAGUACUGGCAUUCAGCUUCUGUAUGAUAACGUGUAACUUAUCAAUUUAUGAGCCACAUUGAAAUGAAUAAAGAAUCUAUUGAUCUGUA